Messenger RNA from Salmo salar (Atlantic salmon), 4889 nucleotides. NCBI's taxonomy places the organism in Eukaryota, Metazoa, Chordata, Actinopteri, Salmoniformes, Salmonidae. The record is from RefSeq and is a predicted model, not a curated record.
UCAUGCACUCUGACAGGACACAGAGGAUAGAACAGAGAGGAGAGGACUGUUUCGUGACACCAUUUCCCCUUCAUUAUUGACUAACUAUAGACAUUUUAAAAUGCCUGGAAUAUUUUACCCAGAAGGCUCAGGGAUGGCUAUUAUUUCCUGAAAAACGAGUUUUCUCAUUUUGAAAUGACAUUUUAUUAGAUUAUGAUUUUGUUAUGACAUAACAUUAAAAAAAUAAAAAAAAAAAAAAAAUCAAAUUCAACUGGAUCAUUUCGAUCAACUUGGUACUGUAAAUGUAAGGACUUGAAUGGACUGGUACCAUUGGUACUACAACCUGAAGGAGCUAUUACAGGACACUACUAGAUACCGCCUGUCAAGAGAGGAUAUGGUAUUUCUUUCUUCCAUGAAGUUUGGUUUCUUCUCUGGUACUGCUGGGGUGGACUGCUGCUACUGUUGAGGACAAGGAGGCUGAGGAAGCUGCUAUAAGCCGGGGAGACUUCCUUGGACCUGGGACCCUGGGGGUGUGAUAGGAAGCUGCUCUAAGGAAGACUUGGACCUGGGACCUUGGGGGGGUAAUAGGAAGCUGCCCUAAGGAAGACUUGGACCUGGGACCCUGGGGGAGUGAUAGGAAGCUGCCCUAAGGAAGACUUGGACCUGGGACCCUGGGGUGAUAGGAAGCUGCUCUAAGGAAGACUUGGACCUGUGACCCUGGGGGUUAGGAAGCUGCUCUAAGGAAGACUUGGACCUGGGACCCUGGGGGGGUAAUAGGAAGCUGCUCUAAGGAAGACUUGGACCUGGGACCCUGGGGGUGAUAGGAAGCUGCUAUAAGGAAGACUUGGACCUGGGACCUUGGGGGUGAUAGGAAGCUGCUAUAAGGAAGACUUGGACCUGGGACCUUGGGGGUGAUAGGAAGCUGCUAUAAGGGAGUCCUGGACUAAGGGACCUGGGGGGACAUGAGGGUUCGUUUGGAUCAGGAUCAUCCAGGCCCCCUGUGACAGGGCAGAAAGAAAGAAGGAGCCCUGAUGUCUGAACUGCUGCUGCUGGUCUGUAUGUGUCUCCUCUGCUUUGGGACGGCUGGGGGACAGGCUGCUGGAGGAUGGAGACCAUGCACAGAUCUGUUACCUCUGGACUUCCUGUCGCGGGUCUUACCACCUGACGGGGAGCCCCCCCUGCCUGAAGUGCACAUGGUCCAGUCCAGGGGGGCCCGGGGCCUGCAGCUAGCCGGCUCUCAGGGGGCCCUCAGCUUCCCCGCCUCGCAGCUUUUCACCAACUGUGACAACUUCCCUUCUGAGUUCUCCUUCGUGGUCACGCUCAAAAUCCCACGCCUUGCCAACAAGAGGAACGAGUACAUCUUCUCGUUGGUGGAGGAGGAGUCAGACCGGCUGCUGAUUGGUCUGCUUGUCUCUCAGGAGAGGCUCCACUUCCUGUUCCAGGGCCCGACAGGCAGGAAACGGAUCACGUUCAAGGAGGUGCGGCUGGCGGACAACCACUGGCACACCGUGGUGGUGGCCGUCACCGGCUGCUAUGCUACACUCAGAGUGGACUGCGGUACUGCCCUGGAGCUGGUCUAUGAGAAGCCUUUCCCCAGUGAUCUCUGCACCGCCCAUUCCAGGUUCUACAUCGGCAGCAGGAGACGGUGGAAGGGGCUGUUCUCUGGUCUGCUGCGACAGCUGGUUCUGUUGCCUGGGUCAGAUGCCACCUCCCAGGUUUGUCCCUCUUCAGACCCCAGACUGGCAGUCCUCUCUGUCCCUCAGGCCCUGCUCACCAUACCCAUCACACCCACUGGGAAUGACAUAGUCCCUCUGUAUCCUUAUGAGGCGGAAGUUCGUAUAACCCUGGGGACCCAGCCCCCCUGUGCCAAGGCAGAGCAGGGCCAGCUGUGGUUUAACACACUGAAGAAAGGCCUGUUCCUGUGUGAUGGACGACUGUGGCUGCCUCUGCUGCAAGAGAAAGAGCGUCUGGACUACGUUGAAGACUACCAAGACCUUUACACCAACUCGGAAACGUUCGACAUCGAGGUGUUCCACAUCCCCUCCCAAGGACUGUUCGCUGCCACAGCCAAUCGCGAGGCCAAGCCGGGCUCCGGGAUCUACAAGUGGGUUGACGGGAAGUUUCAAGUGUAUCAGAACAUCAUCACCUACGAAGCACGGGCGUGGAAGUACUUCACUGUGGGCAACAAGAUGUUCCUAGCAGUGGCUAAUUCCAAGGGUCAGCCCGGCGGGGAGUGGGAGGAGUCAGUGAUCUACAAGUGGAGCAGCAGGAAGUUAAUGUUCUUACCUUAUCAGACCAUAGAGACACACAGCGCUCUGGACUGGGAGGCCUUCAACAUACAGGAACAACAUUUCCUGGCUGUGGCCAAUCACAGACGAGGUGACAACAAUCACAACAUCGACAGUGUGAUUUACCGGUGGAACCCAGGGACCAAGGUGUUUGAGGUGAAUCAGACCCUCGAGACAUCUGGGGCCUACGACUGGGAGUUCUUUUCCGUGGGCCCAUACCACUUCCUGGUGGUGGCCAACACCUUCGAUGGAAUAUCCACCAACAUCAACUCCACCAUAUACAUUUGGCUGGGAGGAAUGUUCCAGCCCUUUCAGUACAUUAAGACGGUGGGAGCGACGGACUGGGAGAUGUUCCAGAUAGGGGAUCGGUACUUCCUGGCGGUGGCUAACGGACAGAAACUGAACGAGAGAGGCCCUAGUCACUACAACAUCAACUCGACCAUCUACGAGCUGAACAUGAUCACACAGACCUUCAUCAAGUUCCAGGACAUCGUCACAAACAGUGCGGUGGACUGGGAAUUCUUCUCGGUGGGUGAAGAGAAGUUCCUUGUUGUGGCCAAUUCUCACGAUGGAUCCUCGUACUCUUUAAACAGUGUUAUAUACAGGUGGCAGGGAUAUGAGGGUUUUGUCCCGAUCCACCGGCUCCCUACCAUCGGCUGUACGGACUGGGAGUAUUUCAAUACCACAGCAGGCUCCUUUCUCGUCUAUUCCAGUGCCACCUCUCCCCUGUCUAAAGUCUUCAGACUGAAGACUUACUGAUUCCUCACUGUUCGUGACGCUCCGCUAUCUGAGAAACACGACGUAGUGGGGAUGAAUUACAGAUUAUUCUUGUCUUGCCUGGAUAGACUCAGGUUCGUUUUUCCUCUCCAAGUUGUGUCUGAGAUCCAAAGACUGUGGAAACAGAAUAUACGACUUUUUUUCUUUUUUUUAAAUGACGAGAGAGAUGUCGUCGCAGCAUGAGAGAGUGGGGGAAAUGAGGGGAAGGAAAGUGUGAUGUCGGUUUGUAAACAACUUUACGCUAUAAGAGGGACAAGUUUUAAAGUUCAUUCGCCACUUGAACGGGAUACUACAGGUGUAAAACAGUACGGCGGAAUUCACUGAGAGCUCCACAAUUCAGUGAUGAUAAUAAUAUAGAUGAAAAAUAGAAUAAAACAUUAAAGUAAGAAUAACGAUUUUGAGUUAAAGAAACAUGAGAAUGCAAGUAUUUACAGGUCAGUACCAGUUCCUUAUUCAAUGGGGGUCCUGGAGUGGUUGAGGUAGGUUUAUACAUAGGAAGUGAUUGGUCGUAGGAUGCACAUGUAAACAGGGCUGAAAGGCGACUGGUAGCAAGAGUAUAUAGAUAUUUAUGAUAAUAUAGAGGUAUUUAUUAUAAUCUGCAACAUUUCAACUUUUAAAAUACCAAGAGUCCUUGUAAUUUACAGCGUUGGCCUCACUCGGUCAACAAAACAUUUUGCUAAAGUUGCCCAAUUAGCUGGAAGGAUGAGGGGAAAAGUUCUUUGUGUCACGCAGUGCUCAAGUUUAUAACGUCUGUCAGUCAAAACCCCAUACAGAGCUGUGAUGUCACAGAGCCAGAGCUGUGAUGUCACAGAGCCAGAGCUGUGAUGUCACAGAGCCAGAGCUGUGAUGUCACGUAUAGCACGUCACUGUACAGACACUGCGUUCCAAUUUAGGCGUUUAUCAGUGCCCAAAUCUGAUUUUUUCAAUCCGUGUACGAGUGCAAAAAGGGUCCUUCGUGAUGUGGACACCCGAGGAACUUGAAGCUCUUGACACUCCACUGCGGCCCCGUUGAUGUGGAUGGGGGUGUACACCCCCUCCUGUUUCCUGUUUCCUGUAGUCCACCAUCAGCUCCGAAAGUCCACCAUUAGCUCCUGUAGUCCACCAUUAGCUCCUGUAGUCCACCAUUAGCUCCUGUAGUCCACCAUUAGCGCCUGUAGUCCACCAUUAGCUCCUGUAGUCCACCAUUAGCUCCUGUAGUCCACCAUCAGCUCCUGUAGUCCACCAUCAGCUCCUGUAGUCCACCAUUAGCUCCUGUAGUCCACCAUCAGCUCCUGUAGUCCACCAUCAGCUCCUGUAGUCCACCAUUAGCUCCUGUAGUCCACCAUUAGCUCUUGUAGUCCACCAUUAGCUCCUGUAGUCCACCAUUAGCUCCUGUAAUCCACCAUUAGCUCCUGUAGUCCACCAUCAGCUCCUGUAGUCCACCAUCAGCUCCUGUAGUCCACCAUCAGCUCCUGUAGUCCAUCAGCUCCUGUAGUCCACCAUCAGCUCCUGUAGUCCACCAUCAGCUCCUGUAGUCCACCAUCAGCUCCUGUAGUCCACCAUUAGCUCCUUGGUCUUACUGACGUUGAGAGAGAGGAGGUGGUUGUCCAGGAACCACACUGACAGUUCUCUGACCUCCUCCCCGUAUGGCUGUCUCAUCACGUCUACCAACCGUCCCAACCGUCGUGUCGUCAGCAAACUUGAUGAUGGAGUUGGAGUCAUGCACGGCAACACACAGUCGUUGGUAAACAGGAAGUACAGGAGGGGGCUAAGCACACACCCCUGAGUUGAGGGUCAGCUUAGCGGAGGUGUUGUUGCCUACCCUUACCACCUGGGGGCGGCCUAUCAGGAAGUCCAGGAUCCAGU